CAAAUAUAUUCUCUCUUUUUUUUUAUGAAAGCAAAUGUAUUCUUUGUUGCACCUCCAGCCUAUAAAUCCUCCCUUAGGACUCUUCCUUCUCCACACACCCUCUCUCUCUCUGACCGAUGAGUGCUUCGAAUUUUCCCGGAAAAUGGGUGUCGGCGAUCAACGCCGCGCCAACUCGGGCCGUCUUCAUGUUCUUCGACGUUCUCGAUGAGCUUCUCUGCGUCAGUUUCAGAUUACUCGACGAGUGCUUGGAGGGAAAAUCCAACUCGUGUUACUGCUCAAAACCUGUAGAGAACAAAUACGAGGAUCCCGAGUUCUUGUCCGAAACCCUCUUCCGCAGGAGAAACUUUCUCAGGGAGACCAAUCUCCUCCGUUUCGCGAGGAAGCCAGAGCUCUCCAAGAAAAUGGGUCUUGUUCGUUUCCUGAGAAAGUUUCUUUUCCCCGAGAAAAUGAAGAGACGCGGCAGUGAGCCGGCGAACCGGUGGUCGGAUUGUGGAUGCAAGAACUGCGUCUCCUGGACCAAAUCCGAUAAGCUCAAUGUCGUGGUUAAGCAGCCAUCAUUACAAGAUUUCUUGAUGAACAACAAACCGACGGAGAACGUAAUCCUCAUACAUGGAUUCAUGGGGUCUUCAUCGUUUUGGACGAACACAGUGUUGAAAAACCUCUCAGAACAUGCAACAAGCAACUACAAAUUCUUCGCGGUUGAUCUUCUCGGAUUCGGUGAUAGCCCGAAACCCAGAAACAAUCUUUACACGUUGAAAGAUCACGUCGAAAUGAUCGAGAAAUCGGUGAUUUUACCAUACGGAUUGAACUCAUUCCAUGUCGUUGCCCACUCCAUGGGAUGUAUCAUCGGUGUUGCCUUAGCUUCAAAGUACUCCACCAUUGUCAAAUCCGUUGCUCUGGUGGCUCCGCCAUACUUUGCCAAUUCAGAAGGCGAAGGAGCAAGUUUAGGUGUUCUUGAUGUCAUCGCUGAGAAGAAACUAUGGCCUCCUCCUGCAUUUUUCACGGCCGUGAUGUCUCGGUACGAGCAUGUCGGCCGCUGCAUCUGCUUCAUUAUCUGUCGUCACCACCGAAUAUGGGAGAGAAUCAUCAAGAUCAUAACGUGGAAAAGAAGCAUAUCGCCGAUGAUAAGGGACAUGACGAAGCAUACCCAUCACUCGGCGUGGCACAGUGUGCACAACGUGAUCUGUGGAGGGGCGAAAUUCACGGAUAGAAAUCUCGGCGUUCUUGCGGAUUCCGAAGUCAGGAUCCACGUGGUGCAAGGGGAUCUCGACGAGGUCGUUCCUCUCGACUGCAUUCGGAACAUGAAGACAAAGUUUCCGACAGUAGAAGUUGAGAUUGUCGCCGGUACCGAUCACCGUACAGUCAUAACCGGUAGGAGAAAGGCCUUCACUGCAAAACUGGAAAGUUUAUGGGAUUCUAUUGAAAAGAAUCAAAAUGGCAGUUUGGCACAAGGAAACUUCAUAACGAGUUCCUGAUGCUUCUAUUAGACAAUAACAGUGUAAUCACAACACGGUAAUGUAUAUCUCAAGUAGUUCUAUCUAAGAUGUAACAAGUAUGGAUUCGUGGAACGUAAGUAGUUCUAUCAUUUUGAGCAAUAUACGAUACGAAUCAGAUAUCCUAGGAACUGAUGACUAUGAAGACAAACAUUUCAUAUAAGAAAUGGGCAGAUCAAAAGGCUUUUGAUCAUUGGCCAAGAGAAUGUUUACC
Molecule: messenger RNA, 1707 nt
Organism: Tarenaya hassleriana
Lineage: Eukaryota; Viridiplantae; Streptophyta; Magnoliopsida; Brassicales; Cleomaceae
Product: probable lysophospholipase BODYGUARD 5
Exons: 4
Coding region: 117-1475 (452 amino acids)
Source: RefSeq, a predicted model, not a curated record